Molecule: messenger RNA, 1864 nt
Organism: Heterotrigona itama
Lineage: Eukaryota; Metazoa; Arthropoda; Insecta; Hymenoptera; Apidae
Source: the annotation of a GenBank genome assembly
AAUCAUGUCGUUAGUUCAUUCACUAGUUCCCCAACUCACUGUUGUGUAAAUGUAGAGUACGCUAAAAAACCAAUGAUUUUUUAGUAUGUUGGUAUUUCAGGCCAUGAAAGUCCGUAAGUUGCAAUGCUAUUCAUAUACCUCGUCUGUGCACGUGACAUACCAAGGAGGACAAUAAUGUGUGAUGAAGAUAGAAAUAGCGAUUAGUUCUACCAUUUCACCGUUAUGUGGAAUUUCAGUGCCCGCAAAGCGAUCAAAUUUUCAUUUGCAAAAAAGCUAUUAAAUAGGGAUUAAUAAAUCUGCGAAAAUUUAUAAUUAUACGAUUUUAUCCUUUUAAAUUUAUAAUUAAAAUUUAUAAUUAUACGAUGUUAACCUUUACAAUUAGAUUCUCAGCUUUUUUCCCACAUUUUAUUUGAUCUGUAGAAUACAUGUAUGAAGAUUUACAAGUUCCAUUUAUGUAGAUCGGACAGGUUCAGAUUUUCACUCGAUUAAUCUGCGGCCAAUGUUAAUGAAUUUGGAAGCUAAUACUUUAAACUGUAUCCACGUUUAAUUUUAAGUCAAUUUUUGAACGUAAUUCAAGAGAAAUUGAACAAUACAUCUGGAACGCGAAAAAGCAUCAUAUUUUAAUCUAUAUUAUCUUUAGUCAAUGACCAUUGAUUGUCCUAGUUCCCCAGAAUACGAAAUUUAUUUUUUUCACUACAAGUUUGGUACGUGGCAUAUUUUAUUGAGUGUACGUAGUUAUGUUCAACAUCACGUUAGCAAUGAAUUCAUUGCAAGACGCAGAUAUUUAUACAGAAUUUAGCGUAUAAAAUAUUUUUCAAACAAAAUGGAUUACUUAAUUCCAUCAUAUUAACUUCAAAUACAUUCAGCUUUUUUAUAACACUUGUCCACAAAAUCUAUCAGCUGUCAGUCUUGAAUUUAAUAUUUCCAUGUUAUCAAUUAUCUUUGACACUCGUGACUGCAAUUAAUAUUCAGAAUAUUUACGUCAGAAUAUCAUCUUAGAAAACUGUACUUUGACCAAAGAAACUAAUUAUGAAUUAAUUCAGUUAGAAUUGUCGGAUUAUUUUAUUGAAAGAUAUUUUAUUUAAUAUACCGAAAAAUAUGGGUAAUAGAUCGAGUCUUCUUUUACGCGAAGAAGAAAUAGCGCAAAUUCAAGAAGCCACUGGAUUUACUCCAAACCAAAUUGAACGCUUGUAUAGUCGUUUCACAAGUCUUGAUAGGGGUGAUUGCGGAACGCUUAGCAGAGAAGAUUUCCUUAGGAUUCCAGAACUAGCGAUAAAUCCUCUUGGUGAUAGAAUUGUAAAUGCUUUCUUUGAAGAAAGUGGUAACGAUAGGGUGAAUUUCUUACAAUUUAUGCAAGUGCUGGCUCACUUCAGGCCCAUUAAGAAGAAUAGCCCUAACAGAUUAAACUCUAGGCAAGAGAAAUUGAAAUCGAAGAACAGUUAACUAGCAUUGCAGAGAGAACUAUAGUAGAGGCUGAUGAAAAUGGUGAUGGAAUGAUUUCAUUUGAGGAGUUUUGUAAAGCAUUAGAAAGGACAGAUGUGGAGCAAAAAAUGUCCAUACGAUUCCUUAGUUAAUUUAUUUUAUUUAAUCUUCUUUUAUAAAUGCACAAUUUGCUGAUGUGUUGGACACGUGUAUAAAGAUUUAUUAUAAUUAAUAAUGAUGAAUAUAAUAAUUCUUUCUUACAUCUUUUCAUUUAUUUUACAUUGGAAGAAAGUUGAAUAAUGUUUAGUAUUCAAUGGUACAAUAAAAAGAAAAAUAUAGAAAAUUUCAUCUUCUUUAAAACUAUUAUUAAAACAGCUAAUGAUUUUAAUUAAUAAAAAAUAGUACUGUUAUAGAAUUUCACUACGAUGACAGUUUUUGGUAA